AUGGACCCGGAGAUUUGGGACCAGGUCGCUGAGAGGCUCAACUGGUUCGUCGAAGCUAUGCCACCCGGCGCGCCUCAAUAUGCCUUCGCGGCACUCGCAAUUGCCUUGAGCAUUUGGCUCCUACAGCUGGCUAAGUUCUGGAACGAGGACAAGGCAAUCGUCUACAGUGUCGAUCCACCCAAGCUUCCCGAGAAGCAUACAAUCGUCGAGGAGACGAACAUCAAGGUCUCCGGAACCACUGCAAUUCAAUGUUACGCCCCGGCCACUGGCCAGUUCCUCGGCUUCGUCAACCCCUCAACACCUGCUGCGAUAGACCGCGCCGUCGAUGCCGCCCAUGCGGCCCAGGCCAAAUGGAAGCACACCUCCUUCCGCGAGCGCCGCCGCGUUCUGCGUUCCAUGCUCCGGCACGUCCUCGAUAACCAGGAGGCCAUCUGCCGCGCCGCCUGCCUUGAUUCUGGCAAGACCAUGGUUGACGCCCAGUUGGGCGAGAUUCUGGUCACCGUCGAGAAGCUUACAUGGACGCUGAACCACGGCGAGAAGGCGCUCACCUCUGAGCGGAGGCCCACAAACCUCUUGAUGGCGUACAAGCGCAAUGAGGUGCGGUACGAGCCUCUCGGUGUUGUCGGUGCGCUUGUGAGCUGGAACUAUCCUUUCCACAACCUCAUCGGACCCAUCAUCUCCAGCAUCUUUGCGGGUAACGGCGUUUUGGUCAAAGUGUCUGAGCAGACAGCAUGGAGCUCGCAAUACUUCACCAGCAUUGCCAGAGGUGCCCUCGUUGCCCAUGGACAUGAUCCUGCCCUGGUUCAGACCGUGGCGUGCUGGCCCAACAACGCGGAUCACAUCACGUCCCACCCCAAGAUCUCGCACAUCACCUUCAUCGGCUCUCGUCCCGUGUGUCUCAAGGUUGCUGCCUCUGCCGCCAAGUCUCUCACUCCGGUCAUCGCAGAGCUGGGUGGCAAGGAUCCGUCGAUCGUUCUCGACUCUGCUGCAAAGGACUUGAAGCGUAUUGUUGAGAUUCUUAUGCGCGGCACCUUCCAGGCCUCUGGGCAGAACUGCAUUGGCAUCGAACGUAUCAUUGCUACCCCUAAACUCUAUGAACAACUCGUCGCUACUCUCGCCCCCAAAGUCCAAGCCCUCCGCCUCGGCCCCACAGCGGAUGUCGGCGCCAUGGUCUCGGAUGCUUCCUUCACCCGGCUAGAGUCCCUCGUCGACAACGCCGUUAAGCAAGGCGCUCGUCUCCUCGCCGGCGGCAAACGACACGUCCAUCCCGAACACCCCAAGGGCCAUUACUUCACCCCUACUCUCCUCGUCGACGUCACUCCCGACAUGGAAAUUGCCAACGAGGAGUGCUUCGGUCCCGUCAUGACAAUUAUGCGCACGCCUGGUUCUGACGCGGAGUCCAUUCUCUCGGUUGCCAAUGCUCCCGACUUCGGCCUUGGUGCCUCGAUCUUUGGCGGUGACAACGACCCCGUCCUCCGCACCGUUGUCGACGGCCUAAAGACGGGCAUGGUGGCCAUCAACGACUUCGGCGCGACCUAUGCCGUCCAGCUUCCUUUUGGUGGCGUCGGCGGUUCCGGUUACGGACGUUUCGCCGGUGAAGAGGGCCUGCGGGGUCUCUGCAACGUCAAGAGUAUCUGCGCAGACCGCUUCGGCUGGAUGGGUGUCCGCACCGCCAUCCCGCCCCCCGUCAAGUAUCCAGUGCCGGACCAGGAGCGGAGCUGGAGGUUCACGAGGGGCGUCGUCGGCGUGGGAUACGCUAUCGGUCUUGUUGGCAAGAUCAAGGGUCUGUUGGACAUUAUGAAGAAUGCUUGA
Colletotrichum chrysophilum is the source of this 1812-nucleotide messenger RNA. RefSeq lists its product as uncharacterized. Gene Ontology annotation, molecular function: aldehyde dehydrogenase (NAD+) activity. The transcript is spliced from 3 exons. The record is from RefSeq and is a predicted model, not a curated record. The coding region runs from base 1 to 1812 and encodes 603 amino acids. Lineage: Eukaryota; Fungi; Ascomycota; Sordariomycetes; Glomerellales; Glomerellaceae.